Molecule: messenger RNA, 4488 nt
Organism: Notechis scutatus (mainland tiger snake)
Lineage: Eukaryota; Metazoa; Chordata; Lepidosauria; Squamata; Elapidae
Gene: TINAGL1
Product: tubulointerstitial nephritis antigen like 1
Biological process (GO): proteolysis
Molecular function (GO): cysteine-type peptidase activity; peptidase inhibitor activity
Source: RefSeq, a predicted model, not a curated record
CUGGCUCCCUCUCUCGGGGCUCCGGAGUGGGCAGGAAGGGAGGGCCCGAGGGAGGGGAGGUGGGCUGGGAGUCCCCGGCUCCAUAUAAGGGCGAGGGCCGGGACGGCGAGGGGAGAGGGACGUGCGCCUGCGACGCCUGACUUUGGCCCGGCGCGCUCGACCAGAGGCGGAGAGACCGACCGCUCCAUUUGCGCACAGACGCGCCAGAACAUCUGUGAUUCAGUAACUCAGAAAACACCAUGAAAAACUGGAUUCUUCUGUGCACCUUGCUGUUGAUGGGUGAGACUCUUCCUGCUCGGGUACAUCGUACACGGAGGGAACUAGCACCUGGAUUGCAUGAACAGGGGAUACGCGAUGCAGAAGGCUCAUACUGUGGUCGGCAGGAUGCUUGUUGUCAUGGGAGGGAUGACGCCUGCACCGUCCUCUACUUCGAUACCCUUUGCUACUGUGACCUCUUCUGCAACCGAACCAUCUCUGACUGUUGCCCUGAUUUUUGGGAAUACUGUUUGGGCAUUGACCCACCAUAUCCAGUGCAGAAAGGCUGCAUUCGCAAUGGUGUCAAGUUCCAUGCUGGAGCAACUUACCAUGAUAACUGCAACCUCUGUACUUGCAGUGGGCAUGGCAAAUGGGAGUGUGAAAACCGUGUCUGUCUUAUCAAUGGGGACAUGAUCGAUGCCAUCAACAGAGGGAAUUAUGGCUGGAGAGCUUCAAACUACAGCCAGUUCUGGGGGAUGACACUGGAGGAGGGCAUUCGGUACCGUCUUGGCACCAUCAAGCCUCCCACAUCUGUCAUGAAUAUGAAUGAGCUUCAUAUCAACAUGGGCACCAACGAAGUACUCCCUUCCCAUUUCAAUGCUGCCGAUAAGUGGUCUGGGAUGAUCCAUGAGCCUCUUGAUCAAGGCAACUGUGCAGGAUCGUGGGCCUUUUCCACAGCAGCGGUGGCUUCUGACCGGAUCUCGAUCCAUUCCAUGGGACACAUGACACCUGCCUUGUCCCCCCAGAAUCUGCUGUCUUGCAACACUCGCCACCAACAAGGCUGCAAUGGAGGCCGCGUGGAUGGAGCCUGGUGGUUCCUGCGCAGGAGAGGGGUGGUGACCGAUGAAUGCUACCCCUUCACCAGCGAAGAAAAGGAAAGCUCCCUUGCCAGUCCACCUUGCAUGAUGCACACCCGAUCCACUGGCAGGGGAAAGAGACAAGCCACAGCACGCUGCCCCAGCUUACAAACUGACUCCAAUGAGAUCUACCAAUCCACACCUGCAUAUCGUCUCUCCUCAAAUGAGAAGGAGAUCAUGAAGGAGUUAAUGGAAAAUGGACCUGUGCAAGCCAUCAUGGAAGUGCAUGAAGACUUCUUUGUGUAUCGAAGUGGGGUUUAUCAGCAUACUCCUGUAGCAGCUGGGAAGCCAGAACCGUACCGACGACAUGGUACCCAUUCUGUCAAAAUUACUGGAUGGGGAGAAGAACGGAAGCCGGAUGGGUCAAAUCGGAAAUAUUGGAUUGCAGCCAACUCCUGGGGAAAGGCAUGGGGUGAACACGGCUACUUCCGCAUUGCCAGAGGGACCAACGAGUGCGAGAUCGAAUCCUUUGUGGUGGGUGUCUGGGGCCGGGUUGGAAUGGAAGAUAUGCACCACAAGAAAUAAGGAGAUUGGAUCCUUCAGCCUUGCAUUAUGAUAACAGGAAGAACUUAUUUCCUUCUGUUGGACCUAUGUUUUCUUCUCCUCAAAGCAUCUGGUAUCUAGAACAGUCACAACAGGACAUAACUACUAUGGGUUUGGCCUCCAAAGACAGCAACCUUUAUCUCUGUUCUGGGGGAAGCCUAGAACCAUCAUAUGGAUUUUGGACUUGGAAAGUCUUUUGGAGAAUCCUUCCUCAGAUGGUGGGGGGGGGAAAAACACCUGAGAACCUCUGAAAUGACUACCAAAAUGAUACAGUUUCUUGAAAAGGACCAAGAGAAGAUAUCCAAUCUGACAUUCUGUUAUGCAUAGCUCACAUACCCACAACCAAAGGGACCUGAAGAUAUCAGAAGGAAACCUUGCCAGGAUUCCCUACCAAGGAUGGAAAGUUGCAAGUGAUCUGAAGAAACCUGUUGACUGGGAGACCAACCAACACCUUUUUUUUAAAAAAAAGCCCUUUCUGUGAUCUACCUUACAGAACCUUCUUGGAAGUGAUGGCAUCUCUGGCUUGACCUUCCCUAGAGGCAACCAUGGUAAAAUAAAGAGUUGUCAUCCUCUUGGGCCAAAUUUUCAAGCAUCUCAGGUAGUACAUCUACAUAUAAGUGGAUUUUUAGUCCUAGCAAGCAUGUCUGUAGCAAUGGCCACUGACUCCAAAAUGGCGGAUGAACUAGAUGAAAGAAACCCUGUAUGCGUCUGCAAUGUGUCCUUUCAAGAACAGCUAUAUAGGCUGAAAUCAACCCAUCCGGAGAGAGGCCAGACUGUGGGAGGCUGGCUUAGCCUCGAUUCUCUGUCAACCUGGAACAAGUUCUUUCCUGCCUAUCCUAUCUUAGAACAUAAAAUCACAGGGCUGGAAGAGACCUCACAGGUCUUCCAAGGCAAUAAUCAAAGUAAUCAAAGUGAAGAAAGUGUUUGAUAUCCUUUAGGCAACACUGCCCUUUCUCCAACAGUCCUUCUCAGCUAUGUUGGGCUUCCAAGCCCCACAAUUUCUAACACGGCCAUCUAUGGACAUCAAGGCACAAAUCCCUGGAGAGUACCAGGAUGAGGUCAAGCUGCCUUGUGUGUCUACCACAAUGGAAGGAGGACGUCCUGUGUUUCUCAAGCUUCCUUGUUCAGCCCACCAUGAGGUAUUGCUGCUCCAAAGACAAUGCAAUUCCACCACAGCUUCAGCAGCUGAGUGCUUUGCCAAAGUCCUUCAGUUGACUUUCCAAGCCAAGUUGAAAUCAGCCCCCAGGCCACCUGUUUUAGGCCCAUCUAAACUGGAAAAUAGGAGGAAAUUCUCCUCCUCCUGUCUCCUCCACCUCGUUUCAACCCCCAUGGAUAUUUUUUUUUUAUUUUCAUGUCCCUGCCGCAUAGCCAAACACCAACUUUUGCUGAGUCCAAUGACUUGGUGCACCAUCCUGGCUCUGACCCACAGUGAAAACUUUUUAUCCUCCUGCCUGAACCCACUCUCGGUUUACCCCACUGCCUUUCCUCUUUUUCUUUUUCUUUGUCCUUUUCUGGCUUUUGAUGCCCGUCUCUGCACCUUCCGUGCUGGCGUGAGAGUCUCUCGCUGUUAAGCCUUCCUUGGCUUAGUGGCCCUUUGUUGAGAACUUAAGGCUGUUGAAAGGGAAGGCCUUCAGCCAGCUAGGCAGGUUGGUUUUGUCCCAUUCUGCAAGCUUUGCAAGCGCCAGUGUAAACAUCGAGCGGCUGCCAUUUGUGUGAAAGAAGCGGAAAAAAGCGCUUUAAAAGGCGCGUGUUCAUGCAUGACCGAGGCGGGGAGCUUUGGAAGAAGUGCCUGUGCUAGCAGUCCUUCCAUGGAGCCGGAAAACUCUUUUAUGUGAGGAUGAAGGGAGAAAGUGGAGCUUCCUCCCCUAAUACCUGAUCAAAGCAGAGAUUAGGGGAAUCUCGGCCGAGUUGUCCUGGUGGGGAAUUGGGAGGGGACUAAUCAAGGUUAGCCUUCAGGCUGCCAUUAGAAGCUGGUCUAAUGGGCUGCUUAGUUGCAUUCAUUUGAAAGAAAAGGAACAUCCCUUGUCUCUUUCAACUUGGUUACUGAAAACACCCAUUUUAUGGAUUGGAACAAUUGGUGGAAAUCCCAAAAGCUGGACUUGUACCAUAGGCUAAGUUUCCAAAGAACAAAAUCAAAUGAAAACCAGUCCAACGAAGCAUGGUCCAUAAACACAGCUGCUAGAUUUGUAGCAGAUCUGCUUUAAAGUAUAAUUGUGCAAACCAGGGUAGAAAGCUAGCUUUUCAGGCUGGGCUUGAAUCUGUCCUGUUCUCAGUCAGGGGCGUUUUUAUGACUAUUAAAAAUAAAUAAAUCAUUAUUUGGUCUAAUUGGCCUUCAUUUGGCAAUCCAGGCCAAACAAAGAUGAAGUUCCUUCAGGUGAAUUGAAACAGAGCUGUUGAUAUGCAACCACCAUCCACAGGCAUCCGUAAUUCCAUUUUUGGUAGGUUUUACAGCCACUCAGUUUGGCAAGGAGGACCUCCAUGCCAGCCUAUCUGUCUGUUCUAUCCCUUGCUUAGCCUUAGGCUCUGUGCUGUAGAAGUUAAAGUUCAGAUGUGUAUCCAAAGGGUAAAACCUCCUUUCAGUUGAGCUCUGUUGAUCUGACACUGUGCAUGUGCAUCUAUACAUAUGCAGUUUCCUUGGCUACGUUAUGGAAAUAGUUGACAAUUGAUCUUUUUCAGAUUUAUUUUCAACUUCCCAGUCUAGGUCUACAACCCUGGGAUGUUUUAGAAGUCUACCGUCUCCCAGGACCAACCUCACCUAACUUCUGAAUCUUCCUGUUACCUAAUCAAAGUUGACACUUGAGUGAAUAAGCAAAACGCCAACAAAAUUCCCCUC